Pezoporus occidentalis (night parrot) is the source of this 2528-nucleotide messenger RNA. RefSeq names its product 6-phosphofructo-2-kinase/fructose-2,6-biphosphatase 2 (gene PFKFB2). Gene Ontology annotation, molecular function: fructose-2,6-bisphosphate 2-phosphatase activity; ATP binding; 6-phosphofructo-2-kinase activity. The record is from RefSeq and is a predicted model, not a curated record. The transcript is spliced from 16 exons. Gene Ontology annotation, biological process: fructose 2,6-bisphosphate metabolic process; fructose metabolic process. NCBI's taxonomy places the organism in Eukaryota, Metazoa, Chordata, Aves, Psittaciformes, Psittacidae. Gene Ontology annotation, cellular component: cytosol. The coding region runs from base 62 to 1627 and encodes 521 amino acids.
AUGUAGGGAUUUGCAUAUAAUUUGCGUGUGAUUUGCAUUUGUGGCGCGCCGCCGCGGGGCCAUGGCGGCGGCGCGGCACGGCGGCGGCCCGAGGGGCAGGCCCGGGGGUCUGCGCGGCGGAGAGAAGCAGUGCUCAUGGGCUUCCUACAUGACCAACUCCCCAACGCUGAUCGUCAUGAUCGGCCUGCCUGCACGCGGCAAGACCUACGUGUCCAAGAAGCUCACCCGCUACCUCAACUGGAUCGGGGUGCCCACCAAAGUGUUUAACUUAGGAGUGUAUCGCCGGGAAGCGGUGAAGUCUUACAAGUCCUAUGACUUCUUCAGGCAUGAUAACAAAGAAGCCAUGGAAAUCCGCAAGCGAUGUGCCCUGGUGGCCCUACAAGAUGUGAAGGCAUAUCUCUUGGAGGAGUGUGGGCAAAUAGCUGUGUUUGAUGCGACCAACACCACUCGAGAAAGACGGGACCUGAUACUAAGUUUUGCUAAAGAAAAUGCUUUCAAGGUGUUUUUUGUGGAGUCCGUCUGUGACGAUCCAGAAGUCAUUGCUGCCAAUAUCCUGGAGGUGAAGGUUUCCAGCCCCGACUACCCAGAGAGAAACAGGGAGAACGUGAUGGAUGAUUUCCUGAAGAGGAUAGAGUGCUACAAGGUCACUUACCAGCCUCUGGAUCCUGAUGCCUAUGACAAAGAUCUUUCCUUCAUUAAAGUGAUCAAUGUGGGACAGCGGUUCCUAGUAAACAGAGUCCAGGAUUACAUCCAGAGUAAAAUCGUCUAUUACCUAAUGAACAUUCAUGUCCAGCCGCGUACCAUCUACCUUUGCCGACAUGGUGAGAGUGAAUAUAAUCUUGUUGGCAAGAUUGGUGGGGAUUCUGGUCUGUCACCACGUGGGAAGCAGUUUGCUCAGGCGCUGAAGAAGUUCCUUGAGGAGCAGGAAAUCGUUGACCUGAAGGUGUGGACGAGCCAGCUGAAAAGGACGAUCCAGACGGCCGAGUCCCUGGGGGUCAUGUACGAGCAGUGGAAGAUUCUCAAUGAGAUUGACGCUGGGGUAUGUGAAGAAAUGACCUAUGGAGAAAUUGAAGUCAAGUAUCCAGAUGAGUUUGCAUUGAGAGAUCAGGAGAAAUACCUUUAUCGCUAUCCUGGAGGCGAGUCCUACCAGGACUUGGUCCAGCGCCUGGAGCCGGUAAUUAUGGAGCUGGAAAGGCAAGGCAACGUCCUCGUCAUCUCCCACCAGGCGGUUAUGAGGUGCCUCUUGGCUUAUUUUCUUGACAAGAGUGCAGAUGAGCUGCCCUACCUGCGAUGCCCUCUCCAUACCAUUCUGAAGCUCACACCUGUGGCAUAUGGCUGUAAAGUGGAGACAAUCACCCUGAACGUGGAAGCAGUGAACACCCAUCGUGACAAACCCUGUCUGAACUCAAGCAAGCUUCCCUCCGGCCAAAGCCCUGCGAGGAUGAGAAGGAACAGCUUUACGCCGCGGGCCAGCGCGGACACGGUAAAGCGCCCGCGCCAUUACAGCGUUGGGAGCAAACCUCUCGACCUCGUGGGGCCUUUCCCAUCCCUGGAAGCUCGAGAAGGGGCCGACCAGCAGCAGCUGCAAGUUGAGGUCCAGCCUCAAGGGGGAAUUGCUUGCCUGUGAGUAUCACUGAAAGCAGCUUCUAUGUACUCUCUUUUGGUUUAAGGAUGGCCAGUUUAACGGUGUAGAGGUUUGGCUUUCAUCUGGGAUUUCCACGGCUGGGAAGAGCCCUGCGGCUGGACUUGAGCAUCCCUGGAGCGCAGUGAGCUGCUGCCGCUUCGGCCCACCCUCUCCUCUGAAAUGUGUUUUUAGAGCCUCUCUGUGUCUUUUCUUUCUGAAUGCUGCAGUGUCUGCCCAUGGGAUUGGAGAAGGAUGUGAGCUAAUUUAUUCCUGGGCUUCCUGGGGUCCCCUGUUUGUCCUCCUCAUCAGGUGGCGAAAUUAACUGCAGUGUAUGCAGGACAAAAUGGUCAUACUCAUACUCACCAAAGCAGCUUUUCUUUGGUGUAAGCAGACCAAAUCCCCAAGUUCUUAUUUAGCUGUUACCAUCUCUAAUGUCAAGUGCAGUACUCGUGGUGUUUAACCGUCCCCAGAGCUCCAGGCAUUGCUCAGCUUUGUUUUCAGGACUCCUGAUUUAAAUCCCCAGAUCCGAGCUGGUUCCUUUGCUCUGGGAAGGCUUUUGCUCAUCCUAUAAAACACACGGCGCUUGCUAGGUCAGCAAAUCCUGCGAGGGGCAGAAGGGAAUCAAACCUCCUGUCCCUCUCUGGAAAGAGCUUAGUGCUGUUGAAGCUGAGCUCAAGUCCUGCUUUGGCUUUGCACCCAGAUCUAAGCUUCCUCCUCUCAUUUUUCCUGUGUUCUAUGGACACUUUUAUCUGUGAGAACAGAAAACGAGAGCAUCACUUUGCUCUCAGGGCCACAUGUGCAGGGCUUGCUAGAAGCACAAGAUCUUUUACCAGUUGUCUUUUUAAUGUACCGAACUUAAGCCCACCAACAAGGUUUUUAAACUUGCCUAUGAAAAAGCUGUGAA